GUGAAGACAAGUAUGGAUACGAAGAUGCAGGUGAAAGAUGGAUGCCUGUACAUACAGUUGAAACCAUCUUAUUGAGUGUUAUUUCAAUGCUCUCAUCUCCAAACGAUGAAUCGCCCGCAAAUAUUGAAGCUGCU
Messenger RNA from Acaulospora colombiana, 134 nucleotides. The record is from the annotation of a GenBank genome assembly. Lineage: Eukaryota; Fungi; Glomeromycota; Glomeromycetes; Diversisporales; Acaulosporaceae.